Messenger RNA from Didymodactylos carnosus, 345 nucleotides. The record is from the annotation of a GenBank genome assembly. Lineage: Eukaryota; Metazoa; Rotifera; Eurotatoria; Philodinida; Philodinidae.
AACGAUUUUCUAGCAUGGGGCAAUGGUCGUCAAGAAUUAUCAGAAUUCAUUAAUUACGGAUUAUUUCCAUUACCACCUAAAGACAAUUUUGAUGAUGUUCAACAACACUUUCGAACGUGGUAUAAUAGGACGCACCCGCAUACUGUGGGAUGUGUUCUGUGUUUGGCCCAAUACCACGAUCACGAUGAUAAUGAUGAUGGCAUUCUCGAACUUACCCCAAGAUUCGAAGAUCGAAUACUGUCAACAUCAUUCGAUAUGAACGACGAUCAUACUGAAUGUACAUGUGAUCAUCGACCAUAUAAAGAUCCAUCACAAGUUUGGUCGUUACAACGAGCCGUAGCCGUU